Molecule: messenger RNA, 3273 nt
Organism: Lecanosticta acicola
Lineage: Eukaryota; Fungi; Ascomycota; Dothideomycetes; Mycosphaerellales; Mycosphaerellaceae
Source: the annotation of a GenBank genome assembly
AUGGCAACAAUAAAGCCUAUCGAGAAUGGCUCCGUGCAUCAAAUCACCUCUGGCCAGGUCAUCACCGAUCUCCGGAGCGUCGUCAAAGAACUUCUCGAGAAUUCGCUGGACGCAGGCGCAACAUCCAUCGAAGUCAGAUUUGUCAAUCAGGGCCUCGACGCUAUCGAAGUGAAAGACAAUGGCAGGGGGAUAUCUCCAGAGGAUUACGAUUCCGUGGCCGUCAAACAUGCGACUUCCAAGCUCUCGACGUAUGACGACCUCUCGAAUCUGGACACCUUCGGGUUCCGGGGAGAAGCUCUGUCAUCGUUAUGUGCUCUUGCAAAGCUGAGUGUACUUACUGCGCGGGCCGAGGACGAUGUCGGCAAGAAGCUGGAGUUCGAUAUGUCUGGCAGACUGAAGAGCACAUCUCCAUCAGCUGCCCAGAAAGGCACUACCGUGUAUGUCGAGGAUAUUUUCUACAACCUGCCUGUUCGCCGAAAGGAGCUCGAGAAGAACAUCAAGCGCGACUUCUCCAAGCUUCUCGAGCACAUGAACGCUUAUGCUUGUAUCUCGGUCGGCGUCCGCAUUGCCGUUUCCAACCAGAUGCCAAAAGGCAAGAAAGUUCCAGUCUUUUCCACAAAGUCCAAUACCACGACAAAGGAGAAUAUCAUGAACGUGUUUGGAGCGAAGACCUUGCUAUCUUUGCUGCCAUUGGAUCUCCAUCUCGAGAUGGCGCCAAGUCUGGGACCGAGUACUCAGAGUGCCCGCAACUGGUCCACCCAAGCCACCAAUCGUUCCUUGAAGGUGCACGUGCAAGGACACAUUUCCAAGCCUAUCAUCGGCGAAGGCAGAUCUGCUCCAGACAGGCAAAUGUUCUUCGUGAACUCCCGUCCGUGUCAGCUGCCACAGGUCAAGAAAGCCAUUACAGAAGUGUAUAACCAAUUCAACAUAUCCCAGACACCUUUCAUCUUCGCCAAUUUGUUAAUGGACACGAAUGCAUACGACGUCAACGUCUCGCCUGACAAGCGAACGAUCCUGCUCCAUGACCAGCAAGCAUUGUUAGAGAGCUUGAAGGCAAACUUGACUGAGUUAUUCGAGCGAACAGAUCAGACUGUUCCACACUCGACUUUAUCGAAUCGCAAGCUCCCUACUUAUCAACCACUGAGCAUUUCCAGGAGGCCGACGGCUGAAGCAAGUCUUGAAGCCACUGCCGAACAUUCAGAAAGCAACUCCGAGGGGGACGACGCAGCUGAGCAUAGGACGUAUUCGUUGGGUUCGCCUUCGAAUCUGAUCCAUGGGUCUGGACGUGAUGCGACAUGCCGAUCUGAAAAGCAAUUCUCUAAAACUCAAGAGCGACGGAAUGCUGCGGCGGAGGCUCGAAUGGUUGCAGAUUCGUCGUCUGUUGUUGAGGCCGCUGCGAACGAUGACAGACCCUCCUCUGUUGUCCAUUGUGUCACCGCCGAAGACUCUCGGCCGCCUGGUGUCCAGAAUGAAACGAUAGGGGCUGUCAAGUCAUAUGACGCAGCGCUCCAGCCGGCAGAGAAUACGUCAAACGGCAUUGCGCACAUUCCCAGUGCAGAUAGUCACAGGCCUGUUGACAGGACCGACGCGGUCACCAACCCGGCGCCCCUGAGUACUCCUUAUGACGAUCUCUUCUCGCAACGGCCUCCAAUUCAGCCUCCAGUUCCUUCUUUUGCUCCAGGCUCGACGAGGGCCUCUCCAGGUCCGAUCCAGAAUGCGUUUGACAAAAUGCGACCAAAACGAACCCCUCAACAGGUAGCAGAGAUAACUGUAGGCGACAAGACGACUACGACUGUCAUAGGAAGCAGUCUGCCGCCUUGGAAGAAACGGAGAGUCUACAAACCAGAGAACUCACAAGCCAUCGCGGCUUUUGGUGCCAGUCCAAUGCUUGCACGAGGGCUGAGGAGGAAUUUCGCCGCGCCUGGCUCUCAGCUUGAGCUGCAGAACAGGGAGAUCCAAGAAGACUCUGACGACGAAGUAGAAGGUUCUUCCCGAAUGGAGUGCCUAGGAGACCAGAAGGACGAUGAAGAUUCCGACAAUGACGAUGAUAUCAUGCGAGACGCACCAGAUGGAGCUGAAGACGAUGUGUUAGAGACGGACGAGAGGGAGCAAGAACCAUAUCUAUUGGGCGCGAAAUCCUACUCAGAUCUGCGGGACGGUCUGGACAGCACUCAUGGCAGACACUGUCCUAUUGAGCCCUCUUCGGGCAUUCUGGACGACGCCUCCCCCGCGCCUGUCAAUGACGACGAGUGGGACGAAGACUAUAUGGACGAGGAGGAGAAGAAACGACGAGAAGAUGAACGGGUCGCAGCUCUGAUUCAGCAAGCUGAAGAGAAUGCCGCGCGACCAACGGAACAAAACGUGAAGCGAGCCGAACAAGUCUUUAAGCAUGGCUUGAGUCGAAAGCGCGCCACGACCAAACUCGUCGGCUAUCUCAACGACAUCACAACAGAGAAAAUUGAGAAGGGUCUGUCACGUUUGCAGCAAGUGACUUCCGGUCUGGAACCUAUGGUGGAUGCCGACGGAUCGCUUGUCAAGCAGCAAUUGGACGACGAGGAAGCUGAAAGCCGCCUUUCCCUGACUGUCACCAAGGCUGACUUUGGUCAAAUGAAGAUUGUGGGACAAUUCAACCUGGGCUUCAUCUUGGCCGUGCGCCCAGGCACAACGCCGAGUGAGGACGACCUCUUCAUCAUUGACCAGCAUGCUGCAGAUGAAAAGUACAAUUUUGAGUGUCUCCAGCGAACGACACAGCUACAAAGCCAGCGGCUUGUUCGUCCGAAAGAGCUGGAGCUCUCGGCUGUCCAAGAAGAGAUUGUACUAUCUCAUCCCGACGCUCUGAAAGCAAACGGAUUCGAGAUUGAGAGCACGUCCUCUUCCACCAUGGACUUGGACGGUGCCGAAGAUUCACAUCGUAGCCUCAGACUGCUGACUUUGCCUAUGUCGAAGGAGAAGACAUUUGACCUCUCGGACUUAGAGGAAUUGAUUCACCUCCUGUCGGAGCAUCCAAGUGGAUCGUCCUCGAUCCCUCGACCCAAAAAAGUACAGAAGAUUCUUGCAAUGAGGGCAUGUCGGAGCAGCAUUAUGGUGGGAAAGACAUUGACCGUGAAACAGAUGGAGCGGGUUGUACAGCACAUGGGAGAGAUGGAUAAGCCCUGGAACUGUCCACAUGGUAGGCCUACAAUGAGGCAUCUUGCGAACUUGAGCGAGUGGACGCCAUGGUGUGAAGCAGACUCGCCCACCGAUUGGGCAGCAUGGCUUACGAGGAGAAAGUGA